Molecule: messenger RNA, 1968 nt
Organism: Colletotrichum graminicola M1.001
Lineage: Eukaryota; Fungi; Ascomycota; Sordariomycetes; Glomerellales; Glomerellaceae
Exons: 3
Coding region: 1-1968 (655 amino acids)
Source: RefSeq, a predicted model, not a curated record
AUGACUUUCAACCACGACAGUCAAGCCCUCAUCAACACCUUCGUCGCCAACGCCCAUCGUAUAUCCGACGCAAUCGAGAGCUCAGCUAGAGAGCUGGCCCAGUCUCUCUUGGACCUAGACGCCGAGUUUGCAUCCAUCCUUGAUUUUGUCGAGCUUCGCUGUCGCCUUCCAGAUGAUGUAAUUGACAUCUUCUCCCGAACCCUCCCUCAUAUCCCCGAUCUUCUCAACGCGGAGCACGCGAGAGCCAAGAUCAAAAAGGCUGCCAUCGCGUGGGCCGUCACCUCCGGCCACAUGGUGUACUUUUUCGGCUGGCAUCACGGAUACGACUUUUGGAACCAAGUCAAGCUUUUGGCAGACACGACGCCCGGCGCAUUCACCGACACAUUCAAUCGCCUCAGACAGGUUGCUCGCGAUCGACGCGCACCAGGCGCCACCUUCGGACGGAGAGGCGUGUGCAAAUCUGCGCCCGGCAUCACCAAACACGACGUCACCGUUGUCUUGAGGGAACAUACCAACCCCACAUUCAACAAUCCAACCGAAGUCGCCGAGCAUACAGAAUACUCUGCCGAGGCAAGCCACGCGGCAGCUGCAAAGACGAAUCGCUCCGUUCCCCACAUCCGUCCCGUCAUAAUAAACGAGGCUUCCGUGCAAAAGGAUGAGGUUGUUGGCUUGACACAAGAACGCUCGGACACCCACAACCCAAUGGUCCUCGACAACAGAUCGCCUAAAGCCCUCCACACAACCAAGCCUUCGAGGGAACAAAGCUUCGCCGACUCACGGUGCACAUCCUACAGCGACAGUGGCGUGGACUUGGGUCUCUACGAUAGUAAUUCGGAACCAUCAGAGGCCGACGACGACCAGCUAAGUGAACUGUCCACAGCUCCGACAAUCGUUAUCGAUACAACAACAAGCGAGAUGUCUGCCCAUAAGCGCAAAGCAUCCGCCGUCACUCCCUUACAAGGAACAGAAGACUCUUUGACAAUAGAAGAAGGCAACUCAAAGAAGCAGAGGAGCGCCAUGGCUGCUGACGACUCGACCAAGCCAAGUGACACAUCAGCGAUUUUAAGUCAUCCCGACUCCUUUCUCCAGACAUUCUUCGGUCCAUGGAACGAUUCUGCCGUUCUAGAAGCCCUCGUACUUGGCUCCGACGACCCCAUCAACAAAUCGAACCGGAAGACAUUACGAACCCUUGCCUCCGGCACCCCCACAAUGUCUCUUUUUGUCCCCUUGCGCUCUAGGGAUUUUCAAUGGUCAUUUGGUAUUGUUCGACUAGUCAACGGAGAACCGGCAUACUUUCAUCACUACGACUCAGACCCGGAUCAAACCAAGACUGACGUACUCGCCGACGUCAUCAACAAAAUACUAGAUGAGUUGUGCCCAGAAGAGUAUAGAUCGGCAGCCAGCCUCAUGUCUCGACGCAUCUCUCCUCGCCAUACGUGCCCGAAUGACAGCGGUCUCUACCUUGUCGCUAACGCAUUGUACGUUCACGCCGGCCUUGAGCGACCCCAGCAUUUCAACGUCCAACUUUGGAAGUACAUUGUCGACACUGUCCUGCAGCAGUCUCCUACCUUUCCCGACACAUUCACAGUGCAACAGCCCCAGCCUAUCAUCGUUGAAGACGUGCCCCGACUGAGUCCAGGGGCGACGGCGACAGAGUGGGCCGAGUGGCAGCACCAAUUGUUGGAGGUUUCGAAACGCAACAGCAGCGCAAUAGCUGCAGAAUGGAACAGCAGGAUUCAGAAGACGACGUCAAUCAGAAACGACAUUGAAGAUGCCUGUGCUGUCAUUUCGCACGCUGUUUCCAAGCGCACUCAGCUCGGCGAGCCAUUCGCCGUCGGCGCAAACCUUUUGGGGAAGCUCUUGCAGGAACUGGGGGAACACUCGCGGUCAAUUAGUGUUGCGAUUGUGGACAGCGAAACGGAAAAGAAGAGUCAGUGCAUCACGUUAUGUCUUUUUCACAGACGAUAG